Balaenoptera acutorostrata (minke whale) is the source of this 1139-nucleotide messenger RNA. RefSeq names its product kinesin-like protein KIF16B. NCBI's taxonomy places the organism in Eukaryota, Metazoa, Chordata, Mammalia, Artiodactyla, Balaenopteridae. The coding region runs from base 93 to 1139 and encodes 348 amino acids. Gene Ontology annotation, biological process: microtubule-based movement. The transcript has a single exon. The record is from RefSeq and is a predicted model, not a curated record. Gene Ontology annotation, molecular function: ATP binding; microtubule motor activity; microtubule binding.
GGGUGGGAGCCGCGUGCCAAGUCUCGAGAGUCGCCGGCAGCCGCGGGACGCUGGGCAAGUGGGAGCCCGCGUGGUCCGGGCCGCGAUGAGCAAUGGCAUCGGUCAAGGUGGCCGUGAGGGUCCGGCCCAUGAAUCGCAGGGAAAAGGACUUGGAAGCCAAAUUCAUUAUUCAAAUGGAGAAAAGCAAAACAACAAUCACAAACUUAAAGAUACCAGAAGGAGGGACUGGGGACUCAGGAAGAGAACGGACCAAGACCUUCACCUAUGACUUUUCUUUUUAUUCUGCUGAUACAAAAAGUCCAGAUUAUGUUUCACAAGAAAUGGUUUUCAAAACCCUCGGCACAGAUGUCGUUAAGUCUGCAUUUGAAGGUUAUAAUGCAUGUGUCUUUGCAUACGGGCAGACUGGAUCAGGAAAGUCAUACACUAUGAUGGGAGAUUCUGGCGAUUCUGGCUUAAUACCCCGGAUCUGCGAAGGGCUCUUCAGUCGGAUAAAUGAAACCACCAGAUGGGAUGAGGCAUCUUUUCGAACUGAAGUCAGCUACUUAGAAAUUUAUAAUGAGCGUGUGAGAGAUCUACUUAGACGGAAGUCGUCCAAAACCUUCAAUUUAAGAGUCCGUGAGCAUCCAAAAGAAGGACCUUAUGUUGAGGAUUUAUCCAAACAUUUAGUACAGAAUUACGGUGAUGUCGAAGAGCUUAUGGAUGCAGGAAACAUCAAUCGGACCACCGCCGCCACAGGGAUGAAUGAUGUCAGCAGCAGGUCUCACGCCAUCUUCACCAUCAAGUUCACGCAGGCAAAAUUUGAUUCUGAAAUGCCAUGUGAAACCGUGAGUAAGAUCCACUUAGUCGAUCUUGCCGGAAGUGAGCGGGCAGAUGCCACUGGUGCCACCGGGGUCCGGCUGAAGGAAGGGGGGAACAUCAACAAAUCCCUCGUGACCCUGGGAAAUGUCAUUUCUGCCUUAGCUGAUUUAUCUCAGGAUGCAGCAAACCCUCUUGUAAAGAAGAAGCCAGUUUUUGUGCCUUACAGGGAUUCUGUUUUGACUUGGUUGUUAAAAGAUAGCCUUGGAGGAAACUCUAAAACUAUCAUGAUUGCUAGUAAGAAUUUUAAGUUCUUUUUCUUCAGCAUACAGUGUUUCGUGUGA